Molecule: messenger RNA, 1302 nt
Organism: Dendrobium catenatum
Lineage: Eukaryota; Viridiplantae; Streptophyta; Magnoliopsida; Asparagales; Orchidaceae
Product: hypersensitive-induced response protein-like protein 1
Exons: 5
Coding region: 179-1036 (285 amino acids)
Source: RefSeq, a predicted model, not a curated record
UUUUAGAGAGAGCGGAGGCUGGAAAUAGAAUGUAGUCGUCAUAUCAGAGAUAUCGCGUGAAUAAUUAAUCUAUUUGAGGACUCCUACAGCUUCUUUUUCCUUUAAAUUUCGAUCUUCGGGUGUUUUCUUGCAGGCUCUGAGUUCAUCGAAGAUCUAAUAUAAAGCUCAAUUCUAAGCCAUGGGGCAGCUGUUGUGCUGUGUACAAGUGGACCAGUCUAAUGUUGCUAUUAGAGAGCGAUUUGGAAAGUUUGAUGAUGUUCUUGAUCCUGGUUGCCAUUGCGUCCCGUGGUUCAUUGGCAGUCGCAUAGCUGGCUAUCUCACCCUACGAUUACAACAAUUAGAUGUGAAGUGUGAAACAAAAACUAAGGAUAAUGUGUUUGUCAAUGUUGUUGCAUCUGUGCAAUAUCGUGCACUUGCUGGUAAAGCAAGUGAUGCGUUCUACAAGCUUAGCAACACAAGAAGUCAAAUCCAGGCUUAUGUGUUUGAUGUAAUCAGAGCAAGUGUUCCAAAACUCAACUUGGAUGAUGCUUUUGAGCAGAAGAAUGAAAUUGCAAAAGCUGUGGAAGAUGAACUUGAGAAGGCCAUGUCUGCUUAUGGCUAUGAAAUAGUACAGACACUUAUUGUUGAUAUUGAACCAGAUGAGCAUGUCAAGCGAGCAAUGAAUGAAAUCAAUGCUGCUGCCAGGCUCAGGUUGGCUGCAAAUGAGAAGGCUGAAGCAGAGAAAAUCAUCCAGAUCAAGCGAGCUGAGGGCGAGGCAGAGGCCAAGUAUCUGUCGGGUCUUGGAAUUGCUCGGCAGCGGCAAGCAAUUGUUGAUGGAUUGAGGGAUAGUGUUUUGGGAUUUUCCAUCAAUGUACCUGGAACAACUGCGAAGGAUGUGAUGGACAUGGUUCUUGUCACACAGUACUUCGACACCAUGAAGGAGAUUGGAGCUGCCUCCAAGAGCUCUGCAGUGUUCAUCCCUCAUGGCCCUGGAGCUGUUCGAGAUAUUGCCAGCCAGAUCCGAGAUGGACUGCUCCAAACCAAUCAGGUCCAGUAAAUAUUCUGGUAUCUUUACUGUCUGAAAAAUAUAGUUUUGUGAAUUGGAAAACACUUUUUGUUUUUGCGUUGUAAUUAUUGGAGUCUGGUGCUUUAACUCAAAAUCAGAAUGAUUUGUGCGUCCUCAUUUAAGCUUUUGGUUAUUACAGUUUAUCUAAUGUGGUUCAUCCAACAUUGUGACCAAUAUCAGUAUAUGAUUUGCUAUGAUUGCUGUACUGGAAAUGCUUAAGUAAUGCAAACCUUAAUGAAUGAAUUUGUAUGAUUUUA